AUGAAAAAGGCAGUGAGUGUAAUCAAAGGUCUAGCUCGCCCAUUUGUUUUUGGAAUGAUUCAUGUGCCCGCUUUGCCGGGGACGUAUAUGAACAGAUUAUCAAUGCCCGAGAUUCUACAAGUCGUUCGCAAAGAAGCACAAAUCUAUGCAGAUGCGGACAUAGAUGGAAUAAUCGUAGAAAAUAUGCAUGAUAUCCCUUACGUGAAACCACCACUUGGCCCAGAGAUUGUUUCUUCGAUGACGUUGGCUUGCCAAACCGUUGUCGACACUUUGGGCCCAAAGCGAGAGAAAAUGCUUCUUGGAGUGCAAAUUCUAGCCGGAGCCAAUAAAGAGGCACUAGCCGUGGCGCACUGCUGCGGAUUUGACCUAAUCCGAGCCGAAUGUUAUGUCUUCUCCCAUGUGGCUGACGAGGGCUGGAUGGACGGUUGUGCCGGAGAACUACUUCGUUACUCUCAUGCUAUUGGCGCUGAUUCUGUUGCUGUGAUCACUGAUAUUAAGAAAAAACAUUCAUCGCAUGCCGUCACAGAAGAUCUCAGCAUAGCCGAGGUCGCAGAAGCGGCAAAGUUCUUCUUAGCUGAUGGAGUGAUUGUUACUGGACGUUGUACAGGUGCUACUGCCGAUCCGUCAGAUGUUGAAAGUGAGUCU
Messenger RNA from Cylicostephanus goldi, 645 nucleotides. NCBI's taxonomy places the organism in Eukaryota, Metazoa, Nematoda, Chromadorea, Rhabditida, Strongylidae. The record is from the annotation of a GenBank genome assembly.